GCGCGCGAGAGAGAGCGAAAGGCUUUUCCUUGUUCAAGCGAGCGCGCGGGAUUAACGUGCGAGGAAAAAAAAGGCGGGCAGCGGUGGCCGCCGGGAGUCUUGGUCGCGCGGGCAGCUGAGCGAGUAUCGAGGCGGGUGAGUCCAGGGGCGAGAGAGUCGUUAUCUUGAGGGGCCACACACACGCACCCCUCCACCGACGCUGGGAACUGUAGCUCGUGAAGGGUGGUGGGAGUUGUAGCUCGGUAAGGGGGAGUGAACUACAGCUCCCAGGUUGUGGUGGCGAUGUGGGGUGAAGGUGUUUUAAGUAUAUUGUGAUGUCAGCCAUUUCUAAAGCAGGGAAGCCCCCCCCCCCCGUUCUUCACAGAGGGGCUAGUGCUCGUGGGGCUGUGGCUUGUGCUUGGUUAUUAUCGUUUGAGAACCUCGUCUGCAUCUGUGACCCGACUCGACACGUGAAGGAGCUUCCCCACACACUUGUUUGAAACGAAAAGGGACCCCCCAAGCUCAGCAAUGCAACUUUGGGGGCAGUGUGGAAGUCUGCGCGUUUCCACGUGGAAGACCUUUUCCUUGCUUUUGGUGAGGGAGCACAGCCAGAGGCCCACAGUAUUCAUUGACAUACACAGAGUGAACAUGCACAUUUCCUUUUUGGAGCUACCCUUCAGAACAGGCCGAGCUCCUGCUGAAAGGAAUCUGGUGUGGCUGCGAGAGGCACACAAGUUAUCUUUUCAUGGGUUUGGCAAGGACUACUUGAUUAUUUUUAAAAAAGAUCUACAGCUGCAUAUGAUAUUGCAGGCUUGCCAUGUCUGAGGGGAAAGCUACAGAUGCUAAACUGUAUGUGGGCUGCUUUAACUCUUUCCUGAGUUAUUUCCUAUUAUAAGAAUAGUGGUCUUGGUACCAAAUGCAGCACUUACCUAGCCUGCACUUAAAAAACUCAUAUUCCAGCUGUUCAAGUGCUCUGGAUAUUUUCACAAACUGACAGCCACAUAAACUACUACUGAUAAAUGUUUAAGAACAGAUUCGGUUUAAGAACGGACUUCAGGAAUGGAUUAAGUUCAUAAACCGAGGUACCACUAUAUUAGCUUCAGAAGGAAGGAAUAUGUGCUGUUUGGGUGUGAUUAGAAAUUGCUCUCAUUCUUGCAUAUAAUGCAAGAGGGGUACCUUUUACAGCUUUCAAGGCUCUUCAGGGAUUUAACUGCAAUAUUAAAAGUUGAAUUAGGUUGUGGCCAGGUCAGAAUUGUCUAUUGCCUUGUCUCUCUUUUAGAGGAUAAAAUAACAUUUAAGGUGCACAUUUGAGAGCAUUUAUUGAAGAUAAACUACUACUUGCUAUAUUUUAACCAUCCUUUACUGUUACGGUAGUUUGCCUUCUUAUUCUUGCAGGUGCAGUGGAGAUUGUGCAUAUGAAACCAGUAGUGGUAAAUAAAGUGGAAGAGGAUAGCAUAGGAAUAAAACUCUGUAAUCACAAUUGCAAUUUGUCUUUAGUGCUUUGGAACAUUGAAAUGCUAAACGAAAUGGAGACACGUAAAAUCACUGUAGUUAGAACAUAAGAUCUUUGAAUAAUUGACCAGCUUUGCUACUUAUGGAAUGUUUAGAGGUCCUUUCCAUAGGACAGUUCUAGCACUUUGCCCAUGUUUAACACAUUACUUCCAUAUACAAGUUUGCUAUUUUGACAUUGUAAAAAAGAUGGUCCCGGUUGGUGAUAAUACAGGCUCAGGGUUAUGCUGUAACACAAAAGAGUCUUAAUACUCAUUGCCUUCCGACUCAGAAAUGUGGUCGGCUAAACUGUGAGAUUUAUGUAUGUGCAUUUUUCAAAAUAUAAGCAAUAAAACGUUUGCCAUGUAAAGCUGAGGCAUCACAGGGCUAUCAUAAGGACACAUUUCUUAGCUCAGAUUAAUCAUUCUAGCAUUAUAACAAUCAGCUGGAAUGGAAAUAUGGUGUCCCUGCUUUCCUUUUCUCCCGUGCCUCGGUUUAGUCAUAUGGAGUAGCCGCUUGUGAUAUUGAAAUUGCUGGUCCUGCUAUUAUGACUGGAAGUUAUAAGGUGUUAAGGUGAACUUCAAAGUUAGGAAAAAAUAUUUCUUCUGAUAUUCGCUUGGUAGAUGAAAACGGCUGUUAGCGAACCAUAACUCUGAGGGCUAUGCAGAUGAUUGUAAGCUCAGUUUGCUUUAUGGCUUUUAAACCCAGAGUUAAACGGAGGUUUGAAACUGCUUUCAGGAAUUGGGAGAGAACCAUCCAGACCUAAUGUAUGAACUCUUUUGAUUUGUGGCUGCACUGGACAUCCCUGUUUACUUUAAUGUGCUGCUUGUACAUUUUAUGCCCAUAUAGGACUACUUGAAAGCAGACAAUGAAUUCUAGGAUGAAACAGAAACUGGAUGUUGAGAAGCCUCUUGCUACAAAGGUAAUAUUGAUACUUGCCAAGGUGUAAUGACAAGUGGUGAUGUGUAUACAGCGCUAUUUUCAUAGAGUUCAUAGAUAUUAAGCUUGUACUUCUUUUUAUAAAUAGACCAAGACUGAAGAUCUGUUCAAUAGGUUUAGUGCAUAACCGGCUUCAAACUAAUCACAUGAUUCCUACAGCAUAGGAGCCCUUAUCAUACGUUACUUGUAAUAUGUAUUCAAAAUUGUCUUCAGAACUGUAUAGAUAAAAUAUUGCCGAGAACAGGCUUCCCCAACCUCGGCCCUCCAGAUGUUUUGAGACUACAAUUCCCAUCAUCCCUGACCACUGGUCCUGCUAGCUAGGGAUCAUGGGAAUUGUAGGCCAAAAACAUCUGGAGGGCUGAGGUUGAGGAAGCCUGGCCUAGAACCAACCACAGAUACCUCUGCAGCACUACAGUCUAUGCUACUGCCUUGCUUAUUGUCACCAGGAUUUGUGUUUUACAUAUGAGUCUGAACCUAAUUGAGUUAUAACAAGGAAGUUUGAUGUACAGUGUAGCUCAGUUUAUGAACUUAAUCCAUUCCAGAAGUCCAUUCUUAAACAGAGGUGUGCUUUCCCUAAUGAGGCCUCCCGCCGGCGGUGCCCUUCCACCGUUCGGAUUCCGUUCUUAGACUGAGGUAAAGUUCUCAAACCGGGACACUAUUUCUGGUUUUGCAGAGUUUGUAGACCGAAUCAUUCUUAAACCGGUCUGUUCUUAAACCGAUGUACCACUGUACAGUAAUGGUGGUAGCCUUGCCAAGGGAUUUGAAGGAUUCUAUGGCAGAGGCUAUAAAAUGUUGCAUUCAUAAUACUGUUUUUGUUUAAUUGGAGAGUGAAAGGUAUGAAAAUACGGUAAGAGAGGAAGCACCUGUUAAUAAUAAUUAGGUGCUAUUAAUUCAGAUGUUUUGGAUAAUAUGUCUUGGCCAGUACUUAAACGUGUACAGACAUUAUGUGUGUCUUGCCCUAGAGCAGUGAUUUUCAAUCAAUGUGCUGUGGCACCGUUGGUUGCCUUAAAUGAUGGUCACAGGUGCCACGAGCAACACUGGCCUCUGUCCCUCUUCCUUUCCCCUCCUUCUCUGAUGCCCUCACAUCUCUGCCUCCUAAAGGCUUGCACCGCUGUUUGUUGCAGCAACCCUGGCUACAAGCUCCCCAGGCUAAUGGUGCCUCUGGGGCUGGCUAGGAGCAGCGGCAGAAGCUGCCCAGAGGACUCCCAAUGAGAGUGGAGAGGAGGCUGAGGGAGCAUUCCACAAGGGAGGGUGUUUGAGAAAGCAUGAAAGGCUGCCAGCUCUGCAGGCAAGGGAUGAUGUAACUAGGCUUCUGAGCCCCACAAGGGUGCCGCAGAAAGAAUGUAUUUGGUCAAGGGAGAAAUAAUGUAUUUGGUCAAGGGAGCCGUGGACUCAAAAAGGUUGAAAACAUCUGUCCUAGUGUCUUAAAAUGUGAUCUGCUCAUAGUUGUGUGCAAAGAUCCUAUACCCUCUGAGUGAUGGAUGUUCUGUGCUUUCAGUUCUACAAGGCACAUUGCUUGGCAGCCAAGCCAACAAAGAGGAUCCAUUCCCUAUGUUCUUUGUAACUAGUACAAAGUUGAAAUACACAGGUGGUUGAUUUGCUCAUCCCCUUCACAUGCUUGGAGGGGCUAUAGCUGUGUGGUAAAUCGUAAGAUUUGCAUGCAGAAGGUCCCAGACUUGAUUCCAGGUAGGGCUGGAAAAGCUUGCUGUUUGAAAUGGUGUGGAGGUGCUGCUAGUCAGUCUAGACACGGGGUUUAGCUUGGUACAAGACAUAUUGGCAUGUCAGAGAUGAAACCCAUUCUCUCACAGGAGGCUAAGGAGGUGCUUGUAGCAUCUUUAAAGCACAAUGUAGGUGUAAAUCGCCUAUCUUGCACCCAUCUUCUAGCUUGUCCUUGUCACCCUUCACUAUAAAGGUGUUUGGAUCAUAUUUUGGCCCAGAGAGGCAUGUUCUGCUGCACUUAAGGUUGUAAUUGCUAAAGUGGGAGGAAUACUCAUCAUGGUUUCCACAGCAAGCUAAUUUGUGGGUUCUUACCGAAGAGUGAUGCUGCUCAUUCUGGUAGAAUAAAGGAAACUGAAGAGGGAAUCUAAACUGUGUAGCGAUAAAGGGGGUUGUUGGGAUGUUGGCUUCACACCCAUCUGUUCUUGGCCCUGCUGCUCACUUCUCUCCCCCUCCCUCCACUUUGCCAACCUCCUUAGUUAAAUUUGUACUUGCUGUCUGGUUUUGCUGUUCAGAAGGCACUACCUUGUUAAACAUAAAAUAUUAAAAGUAAUAGGUUAAUCCAAGCAAGUGAUAGGCUGCAGUUGUCAGAAAUAUUCAUUGGCUACUUCAACAGCAGUAAGUAUUAUUUGAAGUGUAGCACAGUGCUGGUUCCCAGAGUACCUGGCACUUGUCCUUUUAGUUCAAUAGUAAAGUUAAUUGGCAGUAGAAACUUUACCGUGGGAAAGGUGAGCUCUUGCCAUGUGAAGUACAGUGUGAAUCGCUAACUUUCUCACGCUAGUAUGACAUUAUGUUCCUGCUAUCCUUGUUUGAUUAUCUACCAUUGUUUGCUAUCUCAUGGUGGCAGUGUAACAUUUUUUUUAAAAAAAGAACUAAUGCAGGAAAUGGGUAUUUACAUAUGACAAGGAAGGUGAUAGACAUUCUGUUCCUCCAAAACAAUACCCUGGCUGGAUCAGUAUGUUAUGUCUCAGGCAAAGCAACUAGGCACCCAGCACAAAUCAAAGGAAAUGUGCACUCAAGUAAAUUUUUUGUCAUGUAAAAAUGUGUGUCUCAGGUGCUCUCAAUACUCCUUAUUGGUGAAAUGACAUUAAGCAGAAAUUCAGGCCUGCAGUUAAGACAAAGUUCAAAAGCCAGUAUUUAAGAUGCAAAAUUUGUGUUUAACAUCAUGUGAGAUCCAGUUUCUGUAUAAAGAUGACCUGAUUUACUGCAUGUAACUGAAAUGUAUGUAACCCUUAAAUGUCAAUACAAGCUUUCUUGAAAAUUUUGAAUUGAAAACCUUCAAUUCUAGGUGAAGUAGAUUCACUGAAUGUGUUCUUUUCAAAGCAGGCUUCUACAAGCAAUAGUUCUACAAGCAAUAAAAAUUGCACAUCACAAAGACAGACCCUUAAGAUGAUACAACCAUCUAUUACAGGUUGUCUUGUUGGAAGGGCAAAGGAGGUAUGUACUGCUGCUGGAAUGCAAUCUUAGCAAUAUAUUUUUGGAAGCUAGAAAGAUUAAGUGAGCUGACAGUUAAGCUGAAAUUUGCCUGUUCUGUUAAUUUUCAUUGAUAAUAUACAAUUAGAUUGCUAGUCUACACAGUAUAUAGGCUUGCAUGUACCAAUGGGGUUGAAUGCUAUGUUGAAUGCACCUGAAGAUCCAUCUUCAGUGAUUGAAUCCCUAAAACUUUGCACCAGAUGACAAGUGGGAAUAUAACUGAGUAGGUGGUAAGAAUGGCUUGUUAAGACAUGCCUGCUUGGAAUUCUCAACUAAUAAAACUCUCAGCAGGCCAAAUCUUCAAUCAAGAGGAAACUUUGGAGUGAUCAGCUUACCUCAAAGGCUUCCAAACCAGAAGUUGCUGUUGAAACAGAAUACAGAACUGUAAGAGGAGUUCAGGCUUCUGAUCUUACAGUAAAAGGUAAGUUGCUUCUUAAGAAAAAUAGCAGUGACAAUCUUCUAAUAAGUGCUUAGCUGGAAGAUAUACGUAAACAUGAAUUGCCUUGGUGAAAGAGCUCUGCUGGAUAUGACCCAAGAUCUAUCUAGUCUUGCAUGAAGGCAAUGGCCUUUCCAACUAGUGUUUAGAAGUAUUCUGUCCCUGAAUUUGGAGGGUAACAUAUAUGCAACUUGACUAGUAGCCAUUGACAGGUUUUAUCCUUUAUGAAUUUGUCUGGUUUCCUUUUAUGUUGCUGUGCUGGAACUGUGUAACAUAUGGUAAAUAUGAACAAAAUGGACUAGUUGGGUCAAAUAGACUAAAAAGGGGAUGAAAAUAGGGCAAAACAUUUUCUGCUUCUGUUCCUCUCCUCUGCUGCUUUCUUUCCCUCUUCAUACUUUGCCAGUGAUAAGCAAGUGUGAACCUACAGAAAAUAGUAUGGUACACACUUCUCAGUGUGGUUGCUCAAAUGCACAUUCUUGCAUGCAUAGGUUUUUGUUUCUGCUUUGACAAACUUGGGCGGGUUUGGCAGAAUAUGGAAAUUACUUAACUGCUGCACUGUAUUGAAAUGAAGAUUCACUUAGUAAUAGUGCCACACUACCUUUGCAGAUGGCAUUUGACUUGACACAUCAUGUAUUGGGGCCCCCCAAUACUCUUAGUUAGUUGAACAGGCUUAGUCUAAUCAAAAGGAAGCAUGGAGAUAAGCAGCUUGAUCAGCAGCAAUUCUUAUGUUUAGGUCAUGAUUUGCUGCUCCUGUCUCUGCUUUAAUGCUGUAUUUUUUUUUGUGUGGAUGGUUUUAGUAACUGUAAGGUGCCUGAGUGUUUCUGCAGUGGAAAAGUUGGCUAUAUAUUUUCUUAAUACUGUAGUAAUAUGACUUGAGUGAAAAGUUUGGGAAGGGAGUCCAAGAAAUCAAAUUCUGAAUACCAUAGUUUGCAGUCCUAGAAACAUAGGAAGCUGUCUGAGUCAGGCCAUUGGUCCACCAGGUUCCAUAUUGUUCCAUCAAGUUCCACUGACUGACAGCAGUUUCCCUGGGCUUCUGAUGGGACAUUCCAAGCCCUACCUGGAGAUUCCAAGGAUUGAACCUUCAACUGUGUGCAUGUAAAGCAUGAGCCGCAGUCUUUGUUGUUGCAUUUGUAUGCCACAGUAAGUUAUAGCUAAUGGCUUGUCAUGAAUGUACAGUGGGAGCAAUCAGUGAUGAUCCUUGGCUUAUAAGGCAUUAUGUCUGAACUGGGGAUUGCAUUUUUUCAUUCUGAACAAACUACAUUGUAAAGCCAACAUUUGCUCUGGCCAUUUGUGGUUGAUUUGAGCAAAUAAAGCAUAAACUCUGGUUCAGACAGAAUGGAAAAACCAAGGAUCAUAGCUUAUUGCUCACACUAGGAGGAGCAAGCAGAACCUGUCUGCAUGUUCACUGUAAACCAUUAACAGUGGUUUUCUAUGAUGUGCACAUGGGGACUUUAAAAUCCUUAAUUUCUUUGCAGGCAAUCCUUCAUCUCGGUAUUGGAAGGAAUUGGCUGAGGAGAGGAGGAAAGCUCUGUAUGAGGUGUUGCAAGAAAAUGAAAAGGUAAUUUUAUGUAGUAUCAGCAAAAGUAUCAGCUUUUCACUACCAUUGAUGCUUAAACUCUGUCUGCUUUCCCCCCUAGCUCCAUAAGGAAAUUGAAUUAAAAGAUGGUGAAAUUGCUCGUCUAAAAGAAGAAAAUGAAGAGCUUGCAGAGCUAGCAAGCCAUGUACAAUAUAUGGCGAAUAUGAUUGAGGUAAGCUACAGUGAUGGUAAACAGCAAUAUUCUCAAACUGUAUUCUGCAUCUUGUCUAAUCUUGCACAAGGGAUUGUUACCAUCUAUUAUCGGGGCUACUUUGCAAAAACAGAGUAAAUGGUGAACUAAUGUGGGUGGUGGAACAUAUGCUCAAGUGCCCUGUUGAUAAACCCAGACAAAAUGUGUUAUUUUGAUCGAUCUCACAAAGAUCUUGUGCAGGGGUCAUCAACCUUUUCCAGCUGGAGGCCGGUCCACCAUCCCUCAGUCCAUGUGGUGGGCCGGACUAUAUUUUUUUGGGGGGGAAUGAACAAAUUCCUAUGCCCCACAAAUAACCCAGAGAUGCAUUUUAAAUAAAAACAUACAUUCUACUCAUGUAAAAACACGCUGAUUCCCGGACCAUCUGUGGGUCGGAUUGAGCAGGCGAUUGGGCUGCAUCCGGCCCCCAGGCCUUAGGUUGCCUACCCCUAAUCUUGUGCAUCCUGAUCUAAAGUCUAAAAGCAGGAUAUCUUGGAACAUGAAUCCUUUUCUUGGCUUGUGCUUUUUUCACCAUUGUUAUAACAUUAUGCUUAUAAAAUAUCUCUUGGAGAAGAUGCUUCUGAUAAACAGUUAGUGUUUCAAAGUGCUUUGCCAUCUUGUGUAAGAAGUCUAAUCUGGCAUUGAUAUAAAAGCAAAAUGUCAAAUGUGAAUUGUAUUGUGUUCUACUUAGCUUUCCCCUUUUUAAAUGUAGGCACCAGUUUUUAGGUCAUAUAUUUCAGCUGAUAACCUAACAACUGAUACUUGUAGCUUGUACACACGUAACAUCAGUGUUGGGGGUCUGUGCUUUGCAGAGAUCUUGUCUAAUCUGAAGUUUGGAAGUCAUGAGCUAGGACUCUCCCAGCCUUGCCUCAAAAUUAUUUUCUAAGGUAUUCUCUAGAGAAAGUGACUAUAAAGUCAAAAUUGAAUAUACUGUACACUUCUCUGCAGGUUAAAGUUGUAUAUCCAAAAAUAAAAUGCAGGAUUCUGUGACUGAUAGACCUGGUUGAGACAAUGUGAACUUUUUUUACUUCAUCUCAGCCAGGUCUAACAGCACAGAAUCCUGUAUUUUAUGUCAGUCAUUCACAUCUUGCCUCUGCAUUAUCUCCCUUCCCUCCCACCCCCCACGAUUUGAAGUAAGAUAAUAAUUCUUACCGCCAUGUAAGAUAAUAUUAGGAGAAUGUGCAAGGUGCUUUGCAAAUUGUUGUAUAAAGCAUGUAGUGAUGGUGUAAUAUCUCUAAAAAAGUUAACUGCUGUAUAAUAUAUUACUUGGCUUCAAAAGCUAAAUUCUACCACUGUUCUGACAGUAUCACUAAUGUCUCAUCAUACCUCUCUAGCGACUAACUGGACAGGCACCAGAAAGUCUAGAGACACUGAAAAAUCUAGACCUGGAAGAAAUUGCAUAUGAGGAAAGUGAUUCUACUGAGGAGGAUUUAGAUGGAGAAACUGAAGGGGAACCUUCACAGCUCUCGAGGAAUUCUACAGAUCUGCUGACAAAUGAAACAAGUAAUCUCUGAAAGUAUUGGGCCUCUGAAAGGGAAAAUGAACUGUCCGUGUGUCAUGUCUGGGGUGGGGAAGAGUAGAAUCCUUUGAAAUCUAAAGAUUCACUUGAAAUUUCAAAGGGUGGGUUUUGCAGCGGUGGAAGUAUAAUGGAAGUGUUAGACUUCAUCUGGUUACUUGAUUAAAUGGGAAUACUAUGUAUUUCAAUUUGUAAAUAGUUUUUUAUUCAUGUAUGUGGAACUGCCAAAUAAACUUCUCUGCACAGAUUACACAGUUGUAAAAUGCUGUACUUUAGAACAUAUGUUGCAAGUCUAAGCCAGCUAUUUAAGAGGUAAUAGACAUGGAAUAAUAGUUCCCACCCCCUUUAAACCUUUGAGAACAGAAGUGUAGUACAUAUGCUAUGUCAGCCCCAACCAGUAAUUUACUUAGUAUUUCUGGAUACUUCCCUAAACACCAUUUACCACCUGGCACUUUUACUGUAAGCUGGAUUUCUUAGCUCUACCUGUUAGUGAUUCUUUUAUCUGUUCUUGGUAGGCUAGAAGCGCUAGCAUUAGCUUGGCAUAGUUUUGCGGCCAGCUAAACCAUUCCAACUUAGACAGGGCCUCCAGACAUUUACGUAGCUUUUGGCCACCCACUUCAUUAAAUAACCUGAGAUAAGGGAUGUUGUUACAGCAGACAACCGUCAUAAGGUAGCAAACCCAGAGCUUCAUAGUGAUUAUAUCUAGAGGGUCGUCAUCUUCCGGGUCUUCAUCUUCAUCCAGAUAAGCAAGGAGAAUUUCCAUAAGAUGUCUGUCUUUGGCUUCAUUUUGGUUUAAGUAGCUUAGGUAGCAAGUGCCACACAACCCUUUUAAUACAUAGGUCCUCACUUCCCCAGAAGUAUCUGGCAUAAGCAAAAUAUUAAUCAUAUCCUGAAUGUAUUCUGAUGCAAGCAAAGCAGCAUUGACACCACCUGUAAAGGAAGACAUGUUACUGAUUAUUUCACUAAUAUUCUGGAACACUGCUACGCCUGAAUAUUUGUCCGUUUUUAAUGGCUAAUGUAAAUUGAGAGAUUUCCUAGCCAUGAGAUGGAGUCCCUUGAAUACUGACACUUGAGCUAUUAAACAUACUUACAAUUUUACCGCACA
Podarcis lilfordi (Lilford's wall lizard) is the source of this 10415-nucleotide messenger RNA. NCBI's taxonomy places the organism in Eukaryota, Metazoa, Chordata, Lepidosauria, Squamata, Lacertidae. The record is from the annotation of a GenBank genome assembly.